Molecule: messenger RNA, 2918 nt
Organism: Pectinophora gossypiella (pink bollworm)
Lineage: Eukaryota; Metazoa; Arthropoda; Insecta; Lepidoptera; Gelechiidae
Product: glucose dehydrogenase [FAD, quinone]-like
Exons: 5
Coding region: 22-2031 (669 amino acids)
Molecular function (GO): flavin adenine dinucleotide binding; oxidoreductase activity, acting on CH-OH group of donors
Source: RefSeq, a predicted model, not a curated record
CCAAGGGAGAACCUCGCUAAUAUGGGAAAACUCGUAUUUACACUGUUUUUUAUUUUACAAAGUCUCGUAAUAAGUUACAGUGAUACGUUUGACGAUGAAGCUACAGUGUCAAUCGAAGAUUUUCCGGAAUACGCUGUGCCUAGACACUGUGCAGAAUUUUGUGCAGAAAGUGUUCGAGAGAAGAGACUUGUUGGAACUCCAGGGAAGAGCAGAGUCAUCGACGCAAUGCUCAAUACACCGACGCUGCAUUUGAAUCCGGAGGCGCCUGACAUUUUGUCCAUUUUGAGAGACAAAUACGAGUUACCUAAAGGUUUCCAAGGACCGUUAGCCGAAUACGACUUCAUCAUAGUGGGCGCGGGCUCAGCUGGCAGUGUGCUGGCGUCGCGACUCAGUGAGGGAAAACAAGCUUCAGUGCUACUUCUGGAAGCUGGGAAACCAGAGUCCCUAUUUACCAACGUACCGGUGUUAGCCCCGUUCUUUCAGCAAACUGAAUACGUUUGGCAAUAUUUGAUGGAACCUCAGGAUGGAGUAUGUAUUGGAAUGGAGGGCGGGAGGUGCUUCUGGCCUCGAGGGAAGGCGGUCGGCGGCAGCAGCGUGAUCAACUACAUGAUCUACACUAGGGGCUUGCCGGCGGAUUGGGACGGAAUCGCUGCGAACGGGAACUAUGGGUGGUCAUACCAAGAAGUGCUACCGUAUUACAUGAAGUCAGAAAGAGCAUAUCUGAAAGGGUUGAAAGACUCGCCAUGGCACGGGCGAGACGGGGAACUAGCAGUUGAAGAUAUACCCUUCCGGUCCAAACUGUCGAAAGCAUUCUUAGACGCUGGCAAACUACUAGGCCACAGAAGAGUGGACUACAACAGCCCGGACUAUUUCGGGUUCAGCUACAUCCAGGCUACCAUGGCCCGCGGGAGGCGCUGCAGUACUGCCAAUGCUUUUCUUCAUCCACAUAAGAAAAGGAAGAAUCUACACAUACUACACAGUACCCGAGCAACUAAAGUAUUAAUAGAUCCUGUAACUAAGAGAGCUUACGGUGUGGAAUUCCAUAGAAACGGGCAAGUCUAUCAAGUCGGAGCAAAAAAAGAAGUAUUACUAUCCGCUGGUCCAAUCGAAUCUCCACAUUUACUAAUGCUAUCUGGCAUAGGUCCAAAACAACAUCUAGAAUCAUUAGGAAUCCCAGUCAUACAAGACUUGAGUGUAGGCAAAACUCUGUACGAUCAUAUAUCGUUCCCUGCUUUAGCAUUCACGGUCAAUACAAGCAGACUAACUAUUGUUGAGAAAAGAGAAGCUAGUAUACAGAAUGUUAUACAGUAUGAUCAUUAUGGUGAUGGUCCAAUGUCUUCAAUAGCCGGAGUGGAAACCAUCGGUUACAUUAAGACGAAUGAAUCGGAGGAGCUAGGCGAUUUACCGGAUAUAGAACUAUUAGGCGCUUGCGCCUCUUUAGCAUCCGACGAGGGUAGCAUCGUUGCCAAAGGAAUCCAUUUAGCAGGCUGGUUGUACAACGACGUGUACAAGCCAAUAGAGGGCGUAGAAAGUUUUAACAUAUUGUUUAUGUUACUGCAUCCUAAAUCAAAGGGCUAUUUAAAACUGAAAUCGAAGAAUCCGUUUGAACAUCCAAAAAUGUACGGCAACUACCUGACGCAUCCAAAAGAUGUAGCUACUAUGAUCGCGGCUAUCAGAUAUAUAAUUAAAUUAGUAGAUACGCCUUCAUUCCAGAAGUACGGAGCCACUUUACAUACGAAGAAGUUUCCGAACUGUAGACAAUACGAGUUCGGGAGUUAUGGCUACUGGGAAUGUGCUGUGAGAACGGUUACGUCGACACUUCAUCAUCAGAUAGCUACUUGCAAGAUGGGCCCACAUACGGAUCCAGGUGCUGUAGUGGAUCCAGAACUACGCGUGUACGGAGUGAAUAACUUACGGGUAGUGGACAGUAGUGUGAUACCAAGGACUAUAGUGGCGCAUACAAACGCACCCGCCAUCAUGAUUGGAGAAAAAGCUGCUGAUAUGAUUAGGAGAACUUGGGGGAUGAUUUAGACUUUAAUUAUUUAUUAUUUUUACUUUUUGACUUUAGUACAAUUGUCUAGUACUACAAUAUAUGAUGAAACUGUCUCCAGAUCCGCCGAAAAAACGGAAAACGAAAAAACCGGAAUACCAAACUAUUACAUGAGCACAUGUGAUGAGCCAUAUUUAGCCAGAAACAUGUCUCUAAUCUGUGAAUGAUAGCGUAGCCCCGACCGCCUAAAUGCAUUACAUAGAGCUAUGUGUAUCUCUCUGUUACAUCUCGACGCUUUACUAUUUGAAUGGAAAUAUGCCACUGCCACUCUAACAAUAGAUCUCCACUGAAUCUACUAUAGUAUGCAGUAUAAGUAUUUUAAGUACCUAUACCUAACAUAAUACCUAAGUAUAGUACAAACCAAUUGGAUUAUUUCAUUCAUAUUUUUUUUAAUUUGUUAGAUAUGUCUUUGUUUGUAAAUUUUAAUUUUGUGUUUGUAUCAAUUUACCACUGGGUACUCUUCACUGUUUAUGAUAAGGGACUUCCCUAACCUCGGGCAUAAAUGUGUCAAUCAUGAGUCAUAAAUUGUAGUAUGUUUGGUCACAAUCUAGAUAAGUGACAAUUUAUGUACAAAUCAGAUACCAGGAAUUCACAGAUCAAUGAAAACAUGAGUAAACAAGAUAAUCCCUAUCAGGUAGAAAUAUUUGCUCAAUUUAAUUUUGCAAUUGGUGUGUACUUGUAUAAGAUAAGCUUAUAAGUAGUUAGUAUGUAACUUUGUAAAUUUAGCUGUAAGCUCCCCAAAUAAAAUAAAAUAAAUAAAUAAGUGCAAGAUUACACUACAAACUGACUGAGAGUACUUGUUAUUAGUUAUUAUAGAUGAUCAUGAAGACAUAACCCUACUCUUGCUGUUGUACAGUUGGGUAAUUUU